Ricinus communis (castor bean) is the source of this 1201-nucleotide messenger RNA. RefSeq names its product peroxidase 10. Gene Ontology annotation, molecular function: heme binding; peroxidase activity. The record is from RefSeq and is a predicted model, not a curated record. The transcript has 4 exons. Gene Ontology annotation, biological process: response to oxidative stress; hydrogen peroxide catabolic process. Lineage: Eukaryota; Viridiplantae; Streptophyta; Magnoliopsida; Malpighiales; Euphorbiaceae. Bases 5 to 1078 code for a protein of 357 amino acids.
GCAUAUGAUCCUAACUAGGAGCAUUUGUAGAACUAGUUCUGGCAUUCACAAGCAAAUGGCUCACAAACUAUUUUCACACUUCACUGUUCCCUUCUUUCUGAUAUUGGCUUUGAGUAUUCCAGUCGCUCCUUUCCGGCCUACUGCUUAUGGCCAGCAACUUGACUAUAAUUUCUACGACCAGUCAUGCCCUCGUUUGGAAAUGAUUGUUAAGUAUGGUGUUUGGGCAGCUUUGAGGAAUGACUCCAGGAUGGCUGCAUCCCUCCUGCGGUUGCACUUCCAUGAUUGUUUUGUUAAUGGUUGCGAUGGGUCGAUACUUCUUGAUGACACAAAGAAAUUUCAGGGAGAAAAGAAUGCUCUUCCGAACCGCAACUCAGCUAGAGGAUUCGAAGUGAUUGACAGUAUCAAAGAGGAUGUUGAAAGAGCUUGUCCGUUCACUGUUUCGUGUGCUGAUAUAUUAGCUCUUGCAGCAAGAGAAGCUGUCUUGCAGUCUGGUGGGCCUUUUUGGUCUGUUCUAUUAGGCCGGCGCGAUGGAUUGACUGCAAGUCAGAAGGCAGCUAAUGAAAACUUGCCUAUUCCUUUUGAGUCGCUAGAAAACAUCACUGCUAAGUUCGUAGCUCAGGGCCUUGACUUAAAGGAUGUUGUAGUCCUCUCAGGAGCACAUACCCUAGGUUUUGCUCAGUGCUUCACCUUCAAGAACAGGCUAUUUAACUUCAAAGGCUCUGGCAUGCCUGAUCCUGGACUUGAUUCUUCAGCACUGAAGAACUUGCAAAGUAUGUGUCCUAACAAAGAUGCAUCAAACAGGGAUCUAGUUCCUCUUGACUCCGCAAGUGCUUAUAGAUUUGACAAUUCAUAUUUUACCAACCUUGUGACCAAUACUGGCCUUCUUGAAUCUGAUCAAGCUCUAAUGACAGAUUCAAGAACAGCUGCAUUGGUCAACUCCUAUAGUUCAUACCCUUAUCUUUUCUCCAGCGAUUUUGCAGCAUCAAUGGUGAAGAUGGGUAGUGUGGGGGUACUAACAGGAGAACAAGGGCAAAUUAGAAGGAAAUGCGGGUCUGUAAACUACGGAUGGCAUAUGUAGUGAUGAUCUCUUUAUGGAGCUUAUGUUGUUAUAUUACCAACUAAUAAAUAUUUUAGCAGCUUUCUGUGCAGAACGAAAUUAAUUUGUAAAAUUAUUGUUAUUAUUGACAAUAUCGUCUUGUUA